AGCUAUCACCAAACACUUCCUUCUCUUCUUCUUCAUCUUCUUCUUCUUCUUAUUUCGAAGUUAUAGACAGUUGUUGCUUCAAACUAUUCAAUGGCAGCCAUUAAUUUAACAUUGUGCUUGUCUUUGUUCCUUGUUAUUGUUGGAAUGGCCUCAGCUCAAUUGUCUUCAACUUACUACUCAUCAACCUGUUCUAAUGUCCUUACUACAAUCAAAACAGCAGUGAACUCUGCAGUAUCAAGUGAGGCUCGCAUGGGGGCAUCCUUGCUCCGUCUUCAUUUCCAUGAUUGCUUCGUUAAUGGGUGUGAUGCAUCGGUGCUGUUGGAUGACAAUUCGACCUUCACUGGAGAAAAGACAGCCACUCCAAAUGCCAAUUCGUUGAGAGGAUUCGAUGUGAUUGACACCAUUAAAUCCCAAGUAGAAAGCUCUUGCCCCGGUGUUGUUUCUUGCGCUGAUAUCUUAGCUGUCGCUGCGAGAGAUUCAGUUGUCGCUUUGGGUGGACCCAGUUGGACUGUUCAAUUAGGGAGAAGGGACUCAACCACUGCGAGUUUGAGUGCUGCUAACUCUAAUAUCCCUGGACCUACUUUGAACCUUUCUGCUCUUAUCACUGCCUUCUCAAACAAAGGUUUAUCUGCUAAUGAAAUGGUGGCUCUGUCAGGGUCUCACACAAUAGGCCAAGCAAGGUGUACAACCUUCCGAACCCGCAUCUAUAACGAAACCAACAUAAACACCCAAUUCGCCACUGCUCUGAAAGCAAACUGUCCCAGCACCGGCAGCGACAACAACCUCGCCCCUCUCGACACCACCAGUGCAACCUCUUUCGACAACGCUUACUACACAAAUUUGCAGAGCCAGAAGGGUCUUCUCCACUCUGACCAACAGCUCUUCAAUGGGGGUUCCACUGAUGCUCAAGUCAACACUUACAGUUCCAACUCUGCAACUUUCUUCACAGAUUUUGCAAAUGCGAUGGUGAAAAUGGGAAACAUUAGCCCCCUCACUGGGACGAGUGGGCAGAUUAGGACCAAUUGCAGGAAAGCCAACUGAGCAUUAAUUGGCACCAAACACUCCUGGACUACAUUUUUGUUGUUGCUUCUAUGUGAUUAUGUGGUUUAGAAAAUAAACGAAAUUAUUGUCUGGAGGGUAGUAAUCUUGUAGUUUGUUUGGGGAGUAGAGCCGUCUUGUAGUUUGAUUUGUCUCACCCAUGUUAUAUAAUAGUUCAGAGGAAUAUCAUUUGAUUUGAACUGGUUUAUUACUUCA
This is a messenger RNA of Camellia sinensis, 1254 nucleotides long. RefSeq names its product cationic peroxidase 1. NCBI's taxonomy places the organism in Eukaryota, Viridiplantae, Streptophyta, Magnoliopsida, Ericales, Theaceae. Gene Ontology annotation, biological process: hydrogen peroxide catabolic process; response to oxidative stress. Gene Ontology annotation, molecular function: heme binding; peroxidase activity. The record is from RefSeq and is a predicted model, not a curated record.